Messenger RNA from Ctenopharyngodon idella (grass carp), 2906 nucleotides. It is a transcript of the gene lnx2a, whose product is annotated as ligand of numb-protein X 2a. Gene Ontology annotation, molecular function: protein binding; ubiquitin-protein transferase activity; metal ion binding. The record is from RefSeq and is a predicted model, not a curated record. The transcript is spliced from 11 exons. NCBI's taxonomy places the organism in Eukaryota, Metazoa, Chordata, Actinopteri, Cypriniformes, Xenocyprididae. Bases 279 to 2492 code for a protein of 737 amino acids.
CACGAAUCGGACAUCGCUACAAGACAGAUACGGGGGUGUUUUGACGUGCGGAUGCGGCUCGGGCAAGCUGCGGUGGAUGUGAUUGAGCUCCACGAUUCUCCCCUCUCGGGGCCAGAGUUCACACCAUCCAAGGGGAACGCGAAUAGAGUGAUGUCACACCGUCUACCAGGGGGUGGCCGUCCCCUGCCGGAGUCACACAGCCUCUGACGCCCAUGGGACGGACGCCCCCGUAUCCAAGAUACUGAGUGCGUGUGUGUGUGUAGCCGAAGCCGAGUGCAAUGGGCAGUCUGGGAGAGGGAGUGGACCCGGGCAUGGUGAGCGAAGCUCUACUGGAGGCCCUUUGCUCUGAAUGUGGACAGAUUCACCGCGCCUGGGAGAACCACCUUUAUAACUAUCGUUUGGAAGUGGACGAUGAUUUGGUGUGCCACAUCUGCCUUCAGCCGUUAGUUCAGCCCUUGGAUACACCAUGUGGCCACACCUUCUGUGCCCGCUGCCUGCGCAGCUUCCUGCAGGAACGGGACUUUUGUCCGCUGGACCGUGCGCAUCUACAGCUGCAGGUCUGCCGGCGCUCCAGCAUUCUGGUGCACAAGCUGCUGGAUAAGUUGUCGGUCACCUGUCCUCUCACGCCCUCCUGUUCUCUCAGCAUGCCACGCUGUGACCUGGAGGCACAUCUCAAACACAGGUGUCCUGGGACACAGAGUCAGCGAACAAAGCUGGAUCGGACGCGGAUGGAGGGAGGCGAAGACAGGGUCAUGGCGACCAAUCCCCCCAAAUCCCCCCAGACUGAGACGAAGGAGAGUACACCAUCACCACCUGCUGGAUCCAACGCAUGCAACAAUGUUCCUACAUGGACAGAAGAGCCCGGCGUAGACAACCCCGCCUUCGAAGAAAGCACGGAAGAAGACAGUGUCCAUGGUCUUGAGUGUGCUCUUCCACGUGUGAAGCGUCCUCUCAGCAACCCGUGCAUCCAUCUUCUCCGUACUGGUAGUUCAGCCUCUUCGGGAUGGGACUUUGUUGAAACAUUGCCUCUUUCUGCUGAAGAAGGUUGUGUGAAACUUCCGUCUCUACCUGAGGGAGAAAUCACAACUAUUGAGGUUCAUCGUGCAAACCCCUACACAGAGCUGGGCAUAAGUAUUGUUGGUGGAAACGAGACCCCCCUGAUAAAUGUGGUAAUACAGGAGGUGUACCGUGAUGGUGUUAUAGCCCGAGACGGAAGGCUGCUGGCUGGAGACCAAAUACUUCAGGUGAACAACGUAGACAUCAGUAAUGUGCCCCAUAACUUCGCUCGCUCUACACUGGCACGUCCCUGCGCCACUCUGCAGUUGACGGUUUUGAGAGAACGCCGCUGUUCUGCCAGGCCACCUGUGGCAACUGCUACGCCCAAGGGCAGCCCUGCCAGCAUACGCAUCACCUUGCACAAGCGGGAAUCAUCAGAGCAGCUGGGGAUCAAGCUGGUGCGGCGUACAGAUGAAGCGGGUGUGUUUAUCCUGGACUUGCUGGAGGGAGGGUUAGCAGCUAAAGAUGGACGACUUUGCAGCAACGACAGAGUGCUGGCCGUCAACGAGCAUGACCUGAGACACGGCACGCCUGAGCAGGCAGCUCAGAUUAUACAGGCUAGUGGAGAAAGAGUCAAUCUGAUGAUUAGCCGGUCCAGCAAGCAGACUAUGGCCGUGCACACAGGCUCCACCUUGACCAGGGACAUUUGGAGCCAUGAACACAUCCCGCCGCUUCCCUGCACUGCGACCCCAAGCCCUGUCCCAAGUCUGCACCUUGCCAGGUCUUCCACCCAGAGAGACCUCUCCCAGUGUGUGACCUGUAAGGAGAAACACAUCACUGUGAAGAAGGAACCUCACGAGUCUCUGGGUAUGACUGUGGCAGGGGGACGGGGCAGCAAGAGUGGAGAGCUGCCGAUCUUUGUGACGAGCGUCCAGCCCCAUGGCUGCCUGUCACGUGAUGGACGAAUCAAACGUGGGGAUGUACUGUUGAGUAUUAAUGGUCAGGAUUUGACCUACCUGAGCCACAGCGAGGCAGUUGGCACUCUAAAGUCCAGCGCUGCGUCCUGCUCUGUCCAACUGAAGGCACUAGAGGUUAACACAGUUGAAGAACCAGGCCUGGAUGAAGAGCUUCUCCCUCCGCACGAAAACGACUACGACGCAAGCUGGUCGCCAUCAUGGGUGAUGUGGCUUGGACUUCCCAGCUACCUGCAUAGCAGUCAUGAGAUUGUCCUCCGCAGAAGUCACCCUGGCAGCUGGGGUUUCAGCAUUGUUGGAGGUUAUGAGGAGAACCACAGCAACCAGGCGUUUUUUAUCAAGACUAUCGUCCUUGGAACACCCGCUUACUACGAUGGCCGUCUAAAGUGUGGCGACAUGAUAGUGGCGGUAAACUGUCUGUCCACGGCUGGCAUGAGUCAUUCCGCCCUGGUGCCCAUGCUGAAGGAGCAGCGGAGCAGAGUGGCGCUUACCGUCGUGUCAUGGCCAGGAAGUCUGAUCUAACCCCACCAGGGCACCAUGCCUCACCUCAGACAGCGCUCAUAUCUGUGUUCUAAUGGUCCUAUGUGUUCUACUCUCUGCCACGGAGGCACCAUACUGUCAAAGCCAGAGUCUCGGAAAAUUGAAUGCUUUUACUGUACUUGAUGCUGAAUAAACUAGGCCUUAGAAAACCUGCCACGCCCAUGAGGCCACCACCCUCUGGAGAGCAGCCUUAAGGUCUCCCCUCACCAUGCCGAUCAGCAGUCCACUCUACCGGAGGUUUUAUAUACAUGUUAUCUCUAAAUGUGAUCUACGUUUGUGAAUGUUUGUGUAAAAGAGAGAGACCGAACAAAAGUGUAUGUGUGCAAGUAUGAAUGGAUGAAUGUACACAGCUGUUUAAUAAAUCUUUCCCAGUGAGGAUAUGAGAGUUAAGCCUCA